AUGGAGGGCAAUGCUGUUACAACUUCGUUAGGUAAAGUGAAUUAUCGGCUGAGUAUUUUUCCAGCUUUUUCGGUUUUGUCGGCGAAUGAAAUAGCGGAGUAUCUCUCAUCAGCACUCCAAAAACGGAUAAAACCCCAGGAUUUAUCCCUUCGUACUGUCAUCCUUCUACUAACCUCUGUCCCCUAGCUGCCAAACUGGAUGAGAUAAUGUGCGGAAUUUUGUGCGGUGUCUUCGGAAUGUCAGUCAGCCCCGAGUGGCGCCUAAAGUACUUUAGUAUUCUGUCUUCACUCUUUCGCAAAAUUGGUUACGACGUACCAAUCGGAUUGACAGAUAUAUCUGAUGACCGGGAACCAAGAAAGUGGCUGAGAAUGCUGUCUUACUGUAUUGAGUUCAUAAGAAGAACCACCUACGCAGGAGAUCUUGCGUCAAGGGUUGGUUUCGGGGUUGAAAGUUGUUAUGAAGACAUUUUAUCUAGGUCAUUGACGACACAGAACGAUCAGCAAAUGCAGCUCAAGCCUACGCCACACGAAUUGCAGCCCUGAGAGUGACGGUUGAUGGUCAACGCACCAAGACGGCGGAGUACCGGGAGAAGAUCAAUCUACUCACUUCCGAAUACUCAAAGGCCUCAGACCAUCAAAAGCAGGUGGAAUCUCACUUACAGACUGUAAAGCAGAAGCUGGAGUCCUUGAAUGCAUCCGCAACGAGGGAUUCAGAAGAAGUGCGUUUCUUUCCAUUUAUCACUCAAAAACCUGCUUUGUUUCUAGUAGUACCUUAAGACUACCAAUGUUGGUAGCACCCGUAAGACUAUUUCACUGGUACAUUUUAUGAAGUUAUUAAUUUUAAAAAAUCCCCUCGAGCCUCAAAUCCGCGACAAAAAAGUAGGACUUCGACUUACCGAAAUGUUCAGCCUUUUGAACUAUGAAAUGUCAACGGGCAGCUGCAUGUUUUUUCCAAUUGAACUGCAAUUGCCAAUUCAAACUAGUAGGUUGUCUGUUCAGGCAGGUUUUCCGAACCGAUCCAUCUAGACUUCACCAGAUAACUACCAAGGUCGUUCUGGCGACAUUGGUAGCCGUUUGAUUUGACCCUUUUGACAGUAGCGAUGCCGGAACCAAACUCGGCAGUUGUACGAUUUAUACAAAACAGCUUUACACCACGUCCGACAGCCUAUUGGUUAGCCUCUGAUAGUCUCCGUGAAGUCAGACACUUGUCCGCGAGGGCGUGCUUCCCAGCCCGACUUUGAAAGAUUUCCCGACAGCCUGGCUGCCUCAACCACUCCUGUGUCUCUUGUCGGUCCUUCUGCCCUUUCCCGGCUAGUCGUAUAAAAUUUGUGUCAUUACACCAGUACUGGCCCGACUAACCCCUUUAACUAAAUUUGUCAUCGCAGGCAGACAGGCUGCAUAACGAGGCGGUUGCCCUGGAAGAACGCAAAAAGUCGCUCGAAGUGCAGGUCAUUUCGGAUCCGGAUAAACUUCCCGAACUGGUGGAGAAUCUUCUGAAUGCCGUAAACGAUUCUGAACGCCAAAUAACCGAGUUGUUCGCCAACCGCAUACAGAUCACUCAGUCGAUAACGAAAUAUCGCAAGGUGACGUCCAUGCUCGACAAGGAAAUGGAUGUCGACGUGACUGCCUUCUUCAGCGCCAUUACCAAAACUGCCGACCUGCAGUCGGAAUUGGAGGUCAGUGGUACUUCAUUUGCUUGCCCCUGGUGGGAAAAUUUGCACACCGGAUGUGCCGAACACAGGUUGGUUUUAAUUUGGAAGUCUGCAUAGUCUUCAUCAGUCUAAUAAGACAAACUAUAAGAUGCAGUGCAUAGGGAAUCACUUGUCAUGCUGCAAACGCAACUAUUCUUGCCACAUAAAUCAAACCCGGAAGUGAUUCUUGUCGUCGGUUGAAUCUGGAUUGUGUUGUUUUGCAGUAUCUUCCUCGGGGCAGGUUCAAGCGCACUGACCUGUAAUUUGCAUACGUCUAAUGUCUAUUUCGCACUCUUUAAACACUGCUCAAAUCCGUACGUCCUUUAAAGAUCAAAUGACCAGAUGAAUCUUUCACUCGCGUGAUGGCACGUACCGGAGAUGUUGUCCGCUAUGACCGUCGUAUAUACAGGAGCAACUGUGGUAAACUGUUCCGAUUUUUGAAUGGAGUUACUUGUUCUGUGGCGGCAUCUUUCGCAGGCAGGUUUAUUGAUCUCCGCGUAAUAGAGUUGUCAACUUUUCUCAGACAUCAUUAUACACCUCUCAAAGUUCCCUCUAUGUGCGGAACUUGCGAGGGUCAUUUCUAGGUCUUUCAUCCCACGGGGAGGUAACCUUUUUCUGUUCCGUGCCCGUGAAAUUUUUUGCGAAUAAACUGACUGGGGAGUCCAGCCCUGUAUUUACAGUGGGUGAUUCGGAUUUAUAAUAAACAAGGCCUGCUUGUAUGAAACCACAAAAAGUACUGGGAAUGGUAUUGCGCUGGUUAUAGAUAACAUUUUUUUCUUAAAGAAGUGCAGAAAACGCGAAAAUUUGUGUCAAUUGAGUGUAUGCGUUUUCUUCGAGCCCCUAUAUCGGCCUUAGAUGUGCCCCCGAGUGUGGCUUUUACCGAUAACGUCCGUUCAUAACAGGCUGUUAUUCCGCUACCGUUAUCAGUCGAUUUCUCGAUGUAAACCGCAGUUUGCCACUUCCUCUGCCUGAAUUUGGGCUUGCUUCCUCUAUUAUUACUUUUAGACUAUAAAGAAGACCGUCGCUGACCUCGCGGAGGAUCAGAAGAACAAGUGCAAGGUGCUAACGGAAGAAGCUGAUGCCGUUAACCUCCUAGAGAGUUCACUUGUCAGCCAAAAGCUUCACCUUACCAACCAUGACGAGGUAUGCCUUUGUUGGUAGGCGUGAUGAUAAAGCGUCAGCGGCUUUUCUUUGUUUUUUUUUCUCGGUGGUGCUGUUUGCCUCGGGUUUUCUCUGUGUUCAUGUCGCAGGCUCCCAAGACUGCCGGUGUUACUGCUGAGGUCAAGUAGGUAUUCGGUUCCCUUGAAGCAGGGGCCUUACCCCACUGAUCUUGUCUGAAGUUGAACUGUCCCGGGCUGGUCACUGCUGCACACUGGGAAAGGAAAGAAAAAAAAUAUGGAGACCUAUCUCGUGCUCACAUUUCUCGCAAUAGAUGUGAUGCAGACUGUUUGACCACGUUGGAUGUUGCGCCCUGCUCGCACCUCCGGUCGUUUUGACAUUAUGUUGUGGCGACUCAGCAGUGAGAAUGUGUGUGCUCAACGGUGAGGGUGAGUAUGUUUGUACUCAGAGCGCUGCUAUCAUCAGGUCAAAUCCUGAGUUGGAGGAAAAGACAGAAAGUCACGAGAAUGAGGGAUUUAUUGUACGCAGAAGCCCGGAUCGUCCUCUCAGGCGGCAGUGGCCUUUGGCGAAGCCAGAGCUGGUGUUGACUACGUCCAUUCGCACCUGAGAGUCCUUGGGAUAGCGGUGGCAGCCGCUUUUAUGGGCUUGUGGUCCUGAAAAAUCUCAUAAUCAGAAACUUUUUGAAAUCGAGGAAUACCCUUUCCUCGAGUGUGAAAUUUGGAGAAGGCGUAAUUUUCUGCCAAGUAGUCCAAGAGAUAAUAUUUUUAUGCAUGUCCUCCGUAAAAGUAUCCUUUAAUCUUUAGGGGCAUGGAAAAUCAGUGGGAAAUUGUGCGCUACUUAAGUUGUCAUUUCUUCAGUAUAGUUUUUGCAAGCCGUCGGAAACAAGCUCGUUCAAAAGCCGGCGGCCCUAAGUGACUGAAAUAUCAUGGGAUUAUGUUGCACGAUGGUUAAUAUCACAAUCCUACUUAUAUGAUCCCUGCGAAUCAAAGACAAAUUCCCGAAUUUUGAUCAACAUUUCACGAAAUGGCACGCACGCCUCAUUGGCCAUUGCACUCAGUCCCCUGACAGACCAGCGCUCGAAUCUGUCACGACGCACAAAUGUAAACAUUAACCUGUACUCAAUAAUUGUGAGUAGUGUGAGUUCAUAUUGACCCAACUGUGAAAAACUCGCCGCCUCGGUGGGAUUCGAACCCACGCAGUAAGGGGAAAGGCUUUAGUACAGCCAACGCUCUAACCACCUGAGCUACGAGGCCCCGCCGGACGACGCGAGUUUUAUCACACUUGGGCCGAGUUUUUCACAGUUGGGUCAAUAUGAAUUAUUCAAAAUCUGCCAAAAUAUCAAUGAAGUAGUGUGAGUAUAUGCGAUUUUAUCGUUAUUCGGGUCUUAUUGUGGCCCUUUAUGGCAGCACCAACGAAAAUCGGUUUCUGUCGAGUUAGAGGGUAGCAUGUGUGUGGAGCGCCUACACAAGAAGUGUAAACUGUUGCCUCCUGCGCCCACUCCCAUUAUACGACGAUUUAAUAUCCGCUGAUGGUGCUGGCUGGCUGGCGUCAGUUUCCUUUUUCUACUACCGUCAUUUUGCUUGCCUCCACGUAGCUUGCCACUACAACGAAAGCGAAGAUGACAGCAGAUUUGGACAAAGUUCGCUCGGAGAUCACGAGGGCGCAAUCCAACCUGAACAAAUUGGAGGUGCUACUUAAGACGACUAAAGCCCUUUAUGAUGAAGGCAUUUCCAAGUCUAAGGUAUGUCUGGUUUCUCUUUCCCGCUACUGCUUUGUCCCUAAUCCAUUUUUCUUGACUAAAAGACCCACCAGAUCGGGAUUGCGUAAUCCGUAGUUAGGACUCUUCGUCCCCUUGUAUGAACGUCAAAUGGUUUAACUGCUCGAGAAGGAUAAGUAGGGUGUCAACAUCUAACCAAUGGAGGCUAGUGACGGUUGAAAUGGUAGAACCAGUCCCUCUGAACUGCGAGUUCCCAUGCCCCUCGCCUCUCUGGAGGCAGAAUGGUACCCUGACAAGUCUGGCUUUCCAAAGAUAAUGCGCUUGAGUCAAUAUAAAGCGCUUGGAUGUGAGAGGUUUCCUUACAAGAAUUAUGCGAUUUCUGUAGACUUAAUUGUGCGAACGAGGUGAAGAGCUCUCAACCGGUCGUACGCAGGAGUGCUCGAUACCGCCUACUAUUGAGCAUAGCAGUUCAAUCACUCUGACCCGUUGUUGUGCUGUUGAUGAAAAUCCUGCCCAAGUGGCUGUUGUGAACCAGGGGUGUGGGUCCGGUCGUGCCAGCCACCUGUGUCCUCUCCCGCCUCCGGUCUUCUGGACCAUGUCUUGACACCGGGCUCAGGUUGGGAGGAGAGAAUGUGUCAAAUGUUGCGGAAUUCACCGUGCCUGCAUCACCUUGCUGCGGGGAGCACACGGUGGACAUCGCCGGAAACGACGUUCGAACUGUCAGUCUGUGUGGUGGCCGCACUCUCAUGUAGCGAAUCCAUCUUCUAACAGACGCUCCCACAUAUCAGUGAAGGCCACUCACUCCUGAGCUCUUAGAAUCGAUUGAAAUCCGAAAGUGCUCUUAUGCAGUUUGACUGUUUCCUUCAAAGCCCACAGAUCCUACAUCUAGAUACCACAGUAAACGAACUCCUCUGGUCCCGAGUGGCAAUAUCUCCUUCCAUUGUGUUAGUCCACCUUAGUCCCGUAUCUGCGAGUGAGCAUCCAGAAAAUAAGGAGCUCCCUUCGGUUCCAAAUCUUUUCAAUUCCUGAAUAAUUUUGAGUUCGAUCUGGCAUUGCAUUUGCGUUUAACGCUGCGUACUUUGCGCAUAAGAACAAUCAUACAUUCCGCUAUGCCUUUAAGAAGAUACCAUAGAGAGCCCAUGGAAUUUUGCGGUAGAUGCGGACUAUGUUGUAUAAAUCAUUAGAAGCUUUAAAUAAACGUAUGUCAAAUAAGACAUAUUUGCAUUUAUGGGGCAUAGAAAGUCGAUGCAUAAGGACAUGCAACUUAAGUGUUCAUCUUUAACCGAGUGAGGCUUUUACAGGCGUCGGAAAGAAGCUUAUUUAAAAGCCAGUAUCCUGAUGAGUCUGAAAUGUCAUGUCAUUAUGCCGCAUGAUAGACCUAAAGGUCUGCAAGCGUCUGCUAUACCAGGAUCAGCAAACCAGGGCCCUCGUGGCCUGGUAUGCGCUGGCAAUUCUCCGACUCCGGGUUCCCUGCCGGUAGAUGCACUUCCGCUCCCGCAUGGUCGUGAGUAUGGCCGCCCAUUCAUCCGUCUGACCCGUCGUGGUGUUCUUGGUUAAAAUCCUGGUCAAUUUUUGUGUGGACCAGGCGGAGCGCCAAGGUGCGGCCUCGGCCGCGCCAUCCACCUGCGCCACCUCCCCCGCCUCCGGUCUUCCUGACUCUGUCUUGACACUGGGUCCAAGUAGGAGAGGAAGAGGAGAGAAUGCGGUAGAUGCUGCGCAAGUCUGCACUCGGCAUAAACUAGAUCACGCGUAAGUCACCCUGCCUUCUUCGUCUUGCUGUUGAGCACACGGUGGACAUCGUCGGCUGCGACAGUCGAACUGUCAUGUCGCAUGAUAAUCAAUAUCACAAUCCCACCUAAUUAGCCCUUUCUAAUCGAAAACGCAUGUAAGCAUUUCAGCCAACUGUUCCGUGUCGCAGCAGACGUCCUUCUCUGGCCCUGAGCAGAAAUAUCUUCGUACUAGUUCACUCUAUUGCCUUAUCUGCGGCUCGAGUAAUAAUCAAAAACGUCAGAUGACUAAACUCACUCCUCCAGCGUUUGCCUCCUCGCUUCUGUCGGCUGUCCACUGAAUGUCAGUUCCAUGCCGUAGGAUGGUUGUUGCUGGAGGACCGUAUCUCGCGUAGUGCCCCACCAGGCAGUAGCAGGCUUCCCGUUAAUGGGUUGACCCCUCCUGUCUUUAAUCGUUUGGCUCGCCUCACUGUGCUAUGAUUCCAGCCCUGCUCCAGAACUUGUUUUCCCUGCUUUUCUUGCGCUGAAAGAUGCUCCCACGCGCAGCGUCUGUGUGUGUGUGUGUUUGCUCCAGCUUGACCAUAUUUUACCUUUCCACUUCCAGUUGAAUGAAAGCAUCCAGGUCAAGAAGAAGUGCGCGUCUACCCUCAAAACACUCUUCGACCUCUACAAAGCAGCAAUGGCUAAACAGGGCUGA
Molecule: messenger RNA, 6950 nt
Organism: Spirometra erinaceieuropaei
Lineage: Eukaryota; Metazoa; Platyhelminthes; Cestoda; Diphyllobothriidea; Diphyllobothriidae
Source: the annotation of a GenBank genome assembly